Messenger RNA from Colletotrichum orchidophilum, 1521 nucleotides. RefSeq lists its product as uncharacterized. The transcript has a single exon. Bases 1 to 1521 code for a protein of 506 amino acids. The record is from RefSeq and is a predicted model, not a curated record. Lineage: Eukaryota; Fungi; Ascomycota; Sordariomycetes; Glomerellales; Glomerellaceae.
AUGGCCCACGUGUGCAAGUAUACUCACGAGAACGGUUGUCGAUUGAAUGAAAUUCGCAGUCUCAUCCAGACGCUGGGAAGAAUAUGUGUCGGAGACAAAGAUGUAGAGCUCUGGGAAAGCCAACAGCACCAGCUGCGGCAAAUACUCAUUACACCCUGCCCCUUCAACAUGCACAUCAGCCUCUUCAAGUCUUGUUGCUCCGAAGGAGCGGAAGAACCAAUUCUGAUGUUCGCAGUCACCGAGAAAUGUUCGGCGAGUAUGCUUGAAUAUCUCCUCCAGAACAUGGAAUUCGAUCACGAUGUUCCGGGCCAUAGAAUCAAGGAUUUCUCGGAGCACAUCUUCGACUUGAUCUUCCAGCGUCUUUGGGUCGACGAAUGCGAGAACGAAGGGCUCAGCCUAGACGGGAAACGCUGCAUCGAGAUGCUUCUACGAUCUUGGACAGGGAAUCACUAUACCAAGACAUGUUUCCGCGGCAAGGAGCACCGGUUGCUGUGGACCAUCUGCGGCAGAGCGGCCAGUGUGAAGCACAAGUUCCGGAUGGGAGGCAAGCUCUACGAAAGAUCGAUCCACAUUAAUGCCCUGGUGGAAUUAGUCGAGUGUAUCAUCGACAUCUACCACGAGCACAAUGACCAAGACGUGGCUCUUCCCCCAGGUUUCUGGCUCGAGGUGGCGCGGGCUCUCUGGAGUCACAACGGGGCUUCUACGGGCACAAUGGACCGCGUCACGCCAGUGACGUGCAAGCUCUUGGAUCUCGAGGCGUCCAUCAAGAUGCCCGACGCAACUCUUCCCACGUUCUCGCCGCUCAUGGGCCAGUCGUGCGGAAAUCCCGCUCAGUGGCUGGCACAGUGCAUCAUCAGGCUGAACCCAAAGGACCUCGGUUUGAGUCGGUUAGCCAAAGCACCCCCGGAGACCUUGGUUGAAGACUUGAAGAUACGCGGCGAUAAUGUUCGGCGGCUUCAGCAAGCGAUUAAGUCAUUUCAGACUUCAUUGUCACGCUCACGGCAUCGUUGCAGCUUUCACGGUCCGCAAGCCUCCCGCAAGGGCAAGGCAAAUGAGAUCGCCGUGCCUCAACAAGCCAAGCCUCAGCAGGUCAAGCCUCAGCAGGCCAUGCAAAACAACGGCAUGUAUCAGAACAGCAGGUUCCAAGAUGAGGUGCAACAAGUCAUGUCUCAGCAGUAUAUAUAUCAGCAGAACAUGCGGAAGUAUAAUCCCGGUGGUGGUCAGGCUAGGUCCACGAUGCCCUUGCAGCACUUCAAUCAGCCUUUCCCUUCUAAUCCUUUGGAGAACCAGUGUUCUUUGGCACAAAAGUCCUCUCCCAAUCCAACUGUGGCCUCCGUAAGUAGUCUCGGCUCCGACUCCUCGCCAUCUGACCCCUCCGACUUAUCCGAGUUACUGGAAUUAUCAAAUGAGAAGCUGUUGAGUCGGCUAGAUGAGGCAUUGCUGGACUCAGCUCAUCCUUAUAUAGACCCAAGUCUGGGUUCCGAGGGGGAAGAAGGAAAUUAUGGAGACGCCGCGUUCUAG